AUGCUCUUGCGCGCCAAUGUGAUUGAAGACCGCGAGGCCACUAUGUCUCGAUUCCUUGGAGGCUUGAACCGUGAGAUACAAGACAUCGUGGAGAUGCAAAAUUGUGUGGCUAUAGAAUCCAUGCUUCCACAAAGCUGUCUUGGCCGAGACACAAUUGAAGAGGAGAAGCUCCACUCGAUUCAAUACAGAGCCGCGCCGACCAACCUUCACCGCGACUCAAGUCCUUUCGCGCCCAAGUCAGAAACAAACCUCUGGCUACUAAUCAAGACAGGAGCCGGACUGAGCGCACUCCACCAGCCAGAACCCGUGAUCUCAAGUGCUUUAGGUGUCAAGGGUUUGGGCAUUAUGCCUCUGAUUGCUUGA
Molecule: messenger RNA, 363 nt
Organism: Microthlaspi erraticum
Lineage: Eukaryota; Viridiplantae; Streptophyta; Magnoliopsida; Brassicales; Brassicaceae
Source: the annotation of a GenBank genome assembly